AUGUUGGUGAGUAGGGAUUUUUCAUACAAGAUCAAGUACCAGGCACAUAGAAUGUUGCAUGGUUCUAUGCAUGACCAUUACAACAAGCUUGGGAGUUACAUGGCUGCAUUGCAUAGAAGCAGCCCUGGUACUAGGUUGGAUUUAGUCACAGAUUGUGAGAAAGAGCCUCCAAUUUUUAAGAGGCUCUUUAUAUGCUUUGAAGGGUUGAAGGUGGGGUGGCAGGAGGGUUGUAGGAAGAUGCUUGCAGUAGAUGCAUGCUUCCUCAAGACUUUUUUGGGGGGUCAGCUUCUGUCAGCUGUGGGGAGAGACAACAAUGACCAGAUGUACCCUGUCUGUUGGGCCAUUGUUGAAGGUGAGAACAAUGACAGUUGGGAGUGGUUCUUCAAGAAAAUGCAGAGCACUCUAUAUCUGAAGGAUGGGGAAGGCAUGACAAUCAUCUCAGAUGAACAUCAGAGCAUCUUGCAUGGAGUGUCAACUGUGUUGCCAAAUGCAGAGCACAGGCACUGUGCAAGACAUAUCUUUGCACACUGGCACAAGACAUAUAGGGGAGAUGAACUGAAAUUGCUUUUUUGGAGGAUAGCUAAAGCAUACAACAUGGCUGAUUAUGAGGAGAACCUUGAGAAGUUAGGAAAGGUGAAUCUAGAUGCCAUGAAUGCUUUCAUUGCCCACAACCCCAAGCUGUUUUGUAGGGCUUUCCUCAAACCUGACAUUAAGACAGAUGCCAUUACAAGUAAUAUUGCUAAGACUUUUAAUGGCUUUAUCAUACAAGCCAGGACAAAGCAUUUGUUGUAUUACCUAGAGGACAUCAGAACAGCUUUAAUGCAGAGGCUAGUGGUGAAGAGGCAGACAAUGAUGAAAGCCACAAGCAUGCUGUGUCCAAGAAUUCAAGCAAAGUUGGAUAUUGAAAAGCAAAAGGCAGCUGAAUGUGAGGUCAUGCCAUCAUCUGAGACCUUAUUUAAUGUCACAUACUACUUGGACCAGCUAGUGGUGAACUUGGAGACAAGGAGCUGCACCUGCAGGAAAUUGGAUAUGCUUGGUAUCCCAUGUUGCCAUGCAGUGGCUUCUAUUUAUUACAUAAGACAAGAAGCUGAGCAAUAUGUUGAUCAAUGCUACCACAAGGCAACCUAUCUCAAAGCAUAUGCAGGAUCUAUCCCCCCAUGUGAAGGGGAAAGACAUUGGCCUAAGGUCUCCCUGCCAAUUGACCCACCCCCAAUUAAAAUUGGACCUGGGAGACCUAGGAAGAACAGGAUCAAGGAUCCUUUUGAAAAUCCAAAAACGGCAAGAACCAUCACCAAAAAUGGGGUUGAAAUGACUUGCUCCCUAUGCCACACAAAGGGACAUAAUAAAAGGAAGUGUCUUGAGAAAGACACUAGGCAACCCCCUCCCCCACCUGCUAAGAAACCAAGAGGGAGGCCAAAGAAGCAGAUUGUAGUUGCAAAAGCUACAGCAACUGCUCAGGCUGCACCAUCUACUGCCCACCACUCAAUGACAGUACAACCUACUCAACUAGGUAGAGGUGGGAGGAUUAUUCACAUGGGAAGUGGUUCAAGAGGUGGCAGGGCAGGCUCUAGCUCUGGUAGGGGUUCUAGUGACGCAAGUGGAUCUGGUGCUGCAAGGGGUUCUGGUGCUGCAAGGGGAGCUACUGCAGCUAGGGAAAGGGGCAGAGGUAGAGGCAGGAACUAG
Chenopodium quinoa (quinoa) is the source of this 1683-nucleotide messenger RNA. RefSeq lists its product as uncharacterized. The record is from RefSeq and is a predicted model, not a curated record. Gene Ontology annotation, cellular component: chromatin; nucleus. Gene Ontology annotation, molecular function: DNA binding; zinc ion binding. The transcript is spliced from 3 exons. Gene Ontology annotation, biological process: regulation of DNA-templated transcription. Bases 1 to 1683 code for a protein of 560 amino acids. Lineage: Eukaryota; Viridiplantae; Streptophyta; Magnoliopsida; Caryophyllales; Amaranthaceae.